AUGCCGGCCGACGAAUCUAAGUCUCGACUCAGCGAGUCGGCGUACAACUCGCCUUACUCACGCACCGGUGCCCCAGGCCCGCAUCCCAAUGUUGAUCCUUACGCACUUCUGCGAGGCCGCGCGCUGUCGACCCUGGAGGCCAUGGGAUUCGAUCCCGAGACCAUGGUCGAGCGCGGAGUCCUUUGGGCCGAAGACCAGGACCCUUUUGGCCAUGUUACACAGUCGCAAUACAUGCAUUUCAUAGGCACCUGCUUCCAUCGCGUUAUGGAAAGCUACGACGAAUUCCUCACCGAGAAAGAGUACGAUGAUAUGAUUAAAGCCAGGUCCGUUAUUCCUGCCGUGCGGAAAUACAACCUAGAUAUCCGUAGGCAGGUCCAAUACCCUGACUCACUUAUUGUCGCCUACCGACAGGAUCGUAUUGAACCGACCCGCAACUCUGGUACGACCAUUCUUUUUUCCCUGAAACAGCAAGCCAUCGUCGCCGAGGUAAAAGGUUCCGUAACCUAUAUGAACGCCGCGACUGGCCGUCCGCUUGACAUCCGCACCCUUGGCGGUGGAUGGCACAAGCUGUACGAGGGCUUUACUACCAAGUCGCACAAGGCAGCUACCCUCAAGGCAAAGUGGGACAACGAGCAUCCCAAGACUCGAUCUAGUGCACAGUCGAAAAUCUAA
Messenger RNA from Neoarthrinium moseri, 672 nucleotides. RefSeq lists its product as uncharacterized. The transcript is spliced from 2 exons. Gene Ontology annotation, molecular function: fatty acyl-CoA hydrolase activity. Bases 1 to 672 code for a protein of 223 amino acids. The record is from RefSeq and is a predicted model, not a curated record. Lineage: Eukaryota; Fungi; Ascomycota; Sordariomycetes; Amphisphaeriales; Apiosporaceae.